Molecule: messenger RNA, 3216 nt
Organism: Uloborus diversus
Lineage: Eukaryota; Metazoa; Arthropoda; Arachnida; Araneae; Uloboridae
Gene: Grasp65
Product: Golgi reassembly-stacking protein 2-like
Exons: 11
Coding region: 123-1178 (351 amino acids)
Biological process (GO): Golgi organization
Cellular component (GO): Golgi apparatus
Molecular function (GO): protein binding
Source: RefSeq, a predicted model, not a curated record
GACAUUUGACUUCUGCGAUGCUUGCCACGUAAUAUUUAUGUAUGGUUUUUUAAAUUAAAAACACUUAAAAAUCGGAAAUUCAUUCUGUUUACAGUGAUUAAAAGUGUUAUAUUUGGCCCAUAAUGGGCAGCAGUGAAAGUACGUUAGUCCCGGGAGGUGGAACGGAGGGUUAUCACGUAUUACGUGUUCAAGAAAACUCUCCAGGCUCUAAAGCUGGAUUGGAAGCUUUUUUCGAUUUCAUUGUUGCAGUUGGAAAUACACGUCUAAAUCAAGACAAUGAUACUUUGAAAGAGAUCUUAAAAGCAAAUAUUGAGAGGCCACUGCGGAUGACAGUGUAUAGCACGAAAAGCCAAACAGUGAGAGAAGUUGAAAUUACUCCAUCGAACACGUGGGGUGGUCAAGGCUUACUUGGUGUCAGUAUUAGAUUUUGCUCGUUUGAAGGUGUCAAUGAAAAUGUUUGGCAUGUUUUGGAAAUUCAACCACAUUCCCCAGCAGAUCUUGCAGGUUUUUAUCCGUUUGAUGAUUACAUAAUUGGUGCUGAUUCUGUUCUUCAUGAAUCUGAAGAUUUAUUUAGUCUAAUUGAAGCUCAUGAAGGCAAGGCGCUUACUCUUUAUGUGUACAACAUAGUUUCUGACUUGUGUCGGGAAGUGGUCAUCACCCCAAAUAAAAAUUGGGGAGGAGAAGGAAGCUUAGGAUGUGGAAUUGGAUAUGGAUAUCUUCAUAGAAUACCUACACGUCCAUCUAAAGUUGAAGUUUCUAAACCUCCAUAUUCCAUUCUACCCGUGUCUGAAAAAUCUCAAGCUGAUGGGUAUUCUACUGUGCAGCUUAAUGCAGCCAGCCAGCUACCUAGUGUGAAUAAUUUCAACCCUGUGCCUGAAAUUAAUGCUAAUCAAAUUCCUGCAGCACCUAUCACAACGCUUUCUUCUGGGACUGGAUCAGUUUCCAUACCAGCUUUAGAACCAGUUGUUGUGGCUCCAUCAGCUAAAAUUGACAAUAUUGAUGUUACCAUGAACAAUACACCCAAUGUCCAGCCAUUGACGACAACUCUUAGCUUGCCUGGAAUGCCUGUGAUAACUGUGAGUGCUACAUUACCAACAGACACUCUUGCUAACAUCACCAGUUCACCACCAAUUACCAGCUCAGCAGACAGCUCUUGGACAAACAACAGGCUUUCCUAAUGUUGGAGACAAUGCAAGCACUCCACGACCACCACAAGCUGUACCAGCACCUCAGCAUGUAUAGGUUUUAUAUGAAUUUAUAUUGUUCUCACUUGAAUAAUCUGAACUGAGAUAGAGUUUUAUGAAGGCCUUUCUUCACAACAAACUUUGAAUGCUUCAGGGAAGCAUGUACGCAGUUUACCGUGAGAAGCAGAUUUCUAGAAAUGAAUUCCUUUAUUUAUUUCGUGAAGCAUUUUAGCAUGGAAUAAAUAUUUGCUGCAUUAUCCAAUUCAAAACUUUCCAAGGCCUUAUUUUGCAGUCCACCAUUACCAAAGCUACAGAGCAGUUAUUCUAUGCUUCUGAUGUAAUAGAUUGUUUUUAUAAUUUGUAAAGUCUGCUAUUGCAAAUUAAUAAUUGUAAAAUCUGCUGUUGCUAUUGAAGAUUGGGAACACAUUCUACAGUUAAAUUAUUCGCAUGUAAUUAUUUGCAAUUCUCAUUGUAUUAUACAAGUAUUUCCAAAGUUAGAAAAGAAAAUAAAUAAGUAAAAAUAAAUCUUUUUUUAAGCAUUAAAAGUUUGCUAGAUUUAUAUUUUCUUAUGCAUCUGUAUUUCAUAGUUAAUGAUAUAUAUGACUUGAAGAAAGGAGAACCUAUAUUGCCAUGCUUAAACUAUUUUAUGUUUUGCUAGUUCUUGUUUCAUAUCUUGUACUCCUUGUUUAUGUAACUUUCAAACCUUUGGUAAGGGGGAAAGGGCUGAGUGGUACCCAUAUUACUGUCCUCAAAAUAUUGUCAGUUUUACUUACAAUUGUUCCUUUCAUGUGCUCUACAUUUUUGUGUAUAAGAGUGCUAGUAAAUAUCCUUUGAAGAUCAAAUUACUUUGCAUUUUAGUCCCUCCCCCCUUUUUUUUACAUUUUAUGUUAUAUUUGUAUUUUAAGCCUGUAAAAUGUACAAAAGAAAAAGAUAUUAUUCUGAGCUUAUGUGAAAUCUUUAAUCAAUGAGCACCAUUAAGUUGCUUUGAUUUUAAUUAAAUUAUGAAUGUUUAUUGAAAAAAAUAUUCUAUAUUUGUUAUUCUGCAUGUAUUUAUAGGAAAACUGGUUUCAUAUGUUUUCAUGAGUUUCAUCCACUAUAGUAUUUUAAUCAAAUUACCAAUAUGUUGAAACAUUUAUUGCAUUUAAUGUCAUUCACAACUUAUGGUUCAUGUUCAUCUAAAAAUCUUUAUUGUAAUAAAAGCAAUUUUAAAGAAUUCAUUUUGUAUACAUUUGUCAGUCAGUUACAUAAAAACCUUAAUUGUUUUUUAUUCCCUAAUAUGGUGCUUUUAAUUCUAAGUUUCUUUCCGAGAUCAUAAUUUUAAAAUUUUACUAUUCAGAGUAACAGAUUUCAAAAUAAAGCAGAAAAUUAUUGUUUAGUUUUGCAUGUGACUUUUUUUUUAAUAUAAAAAUUAAGUACUACAAUUACAUUGCUAAAAGCAUCCCAUUAUAUUAUCUCUAAUGAUACUUGAUCUUCUUCUUAUGUUGAAAUUGAACCCUUUGAGUCCUUGAUAUUGUAGUAUGUUAUCGAAAAUAUGUUUUGUGCUCAGAAGGUAGUUGCAAAUGUUAACCACUAAUUGUUAAUUCCCAUCCCUUAAAACUGACAAUUUCUCGCACAUUUUUUGCUUACAAACUCUUGAGAGAGCCCUUGGUCCCAAGGGCCAUGGCAGUGAAGUAAAAAACUGACUUCUAAGCACAAACCAGUUCCUGGUGCGCGAAUAUUCUGUUUGCCUGGACUCAAAAGGUUAAAAAACAAGAAUGUCUAGACCUCUUGACCUAGACAAAUGUAUUGCUAAUGAGUACUUAAGCAUGCUUAAACAUUUAUUUUGAGAUUUCUAAAAAUACAUACAAUAUAAAAAUGGAAAUUUAAAUUCAGCUGAGCAUUUAUAGUUAGAAAAGUGUUAAAAUGUACUUCUGAUUUCAUAAGUUUUUAACAUCAUAUAAAGCUUCAAAAUAUUAAUUUUAUAUUUAUUAACAAAAAAAUAUGCAUAUGUAUCAACUGUAUGAAGUGGAAAAUUAUAUGCAAUAAAUACUCA